CUGCGCGCCGUAGGACCCUCUACCCGGACACGGACCGCGCCAACAAAACAGGGGAGGCGGGAAAACCGCCCCCCAGCCCCAAUCCAAUCCCGCGCCACACUCCUCCCUUCGUCUUCCCCCGCCGCUCCCCGAUUCGAAACCCUAGCAAGGGUUCUACAACCUUCCGGAUCGGGAGCGGAGGCCACCGGACGAUGGCCGACGGCGCGCUGCUCGACCUGCUGCCCCAGAUCCACGCCCUCUUCUCCGACCAGCUCCGCGUGAUUUCGUACAAAUGGCUAAGCCGGAAUUUUUCUGUGUCAUCAAAUGAUGCCAAGAGGUUGCUUCAGGAGUUUGUCAACAAACAUGGAACUGAUCACGAAGUUAUUUACAGUGUGUCUGGGUGGUUAAAGAACAAUCCCGAGAACUAUUGUGUAAAACUCACUUCAGGCCCUAACCUUGAAGAAGCAAGGCGGACAUUUAAAGGUUCUUGUUCAGUUCAGGUUUACAGUAUCCAGGCUUGUAUUCCAAAAGAUACUGCUGUACUUUGGAAUCCUGAAUUUGUGCAGGCAGAGGAGCUUUUCAACCAGCCAUUUGAUGAAGAAAAUUGUUUGAGAGAUAAUAGGUUCUGUGGUGUAAGGAAUUCUUUUGUCAAGCGAACUACCACAGGGAAGCAUGUAAGCUCAAUGCCCCCAAAGCCUACAAAUAGUGUUAUAGCACCUGCAGUGCCAAAACCUAGUAGUGCUACAAAAGAGCAAUCUUCUAUUGUUCGACAGCAAGAUCUACCUGAACCAUCCGAUCCAGUGAAGGAAACCAGCAUUAAAGCUGAGAAGGAUAAUGCCUCGGUCUUGGAUAAAACUGUUAAGGCUCUGGCUGUCAAAGAGCCAUCAGUUGGUGUGCAUGCAAAUAAAACCAAAGCUCAGAAUGGGAAGACCCUACCCAGUAAUGGUGCAUCCCUGGCUACCAUGUGGGGUCGUGCAUCUGCAAAACCCAAGGCUCCAGCUGUCAUUAAAGCUAAAGAUCUACCAAGUGUUGCUGUUACAGCUGAUGCACAGAUAUGUGCAAAAGAAGAAGCAGAUGCGGAUAGCAGCGAUGAUGAAAAAAAUGCACACUACAAGCGGGCCUCUAAUGGUGCAAGUAACAGAAAGAGAAGAGCGAUCUUUGAUUGUUCAGAUGAUGAUGAUGAUGAUGAUGAUUUUGUAGCCAUUGCAUCUCCAGAGCCACUAAAACAGCGUGCCAGAAAUCCUGUCAUUGAAGCUGCACAAGACAAUAUAUCAGAACAGAAUAAAGUGGAAAGCAAACAGGAUACAGUGAGCGAUGUGAAGGGCGUCACAAAAGGGACUGAUUCUGAGUUUACCUCUGAAUGCAAAACUAGCAGUGACAAUGCUAUCAACCCUUCUGGGAUCACCUUAAAAGAAAAGGCUAAUGAGCCACCAAUCGAUGAAAAUAAGAAGGAUCAUGCUGCCGAGACAGCUUCCACCUCACCUAAAAGAAGGAAGGUCUUGAAGACACGUAUAGAUGAGCGGGGGAGAGAAGUAACUGAGGUUGUCUGGGAGGGCGAAGCUCCUGCAAGUGAUAAGGCAGAGAAAAAUGUUACCACUACUGAUGCCAGUAACAGGCCAACUCUUCCAAGCAAGCCACAGCCAGCAGUUAACACUGACAGGAGCAAUGCUCCAAGUAAAACAGCAGGCAGCAAGAAACCUGCCAAGGCUGCUGCCCCCAAGCAAGGAAAGAACAUAAUGUCAUUCUUCAAGAAGGUAUAAUAAGCCCGUCUCCUUCCAUCUGAUAACGAAGCCAUUGAUGGAUCAAACGGUCUCUUUCCAAGCACCCACCCGUUGCAGCCGAACUGGCUCUGCCUGAAUAUCACCUCGGACAAGGACUUGCUCACCAAGCAGCUCGUGCGUCGUAGCUUUUCUUUUAAGUAACCUGUAGCAUUUUGUGUUGUACUAGUAGUUGGUGUUGGUUUCUUCUUCCCGAUUCAGGAUCCAAGAUGGGCUGAACCAUGCUUGCUGCGUGGCUGGCAUGAAUCCUGCUGGGCUUACUGAAUGUGCAUCCUGUUUUAGAAUUCAGAGUGUUCUCUAGCUGUACAUGCUACCUCGUGUCUUUCUCUGUACACGCACGUUGCUGUCCUGAGGUUGGAGGCAAAACACAUGGUUCGUGAAAA
Molecule: messenger RNA, 2140 nt
Organism: Hordeum vulgare subsp. vulgare (domesticated barley)
Lineage: Eukaryota; Viridiplantae; Streptophyta; Magnoliopsida; Poales; Poaceae
Product: nucleolar protein dao-5
Exons: 8
Coding region: 192-1739 (515 amino acids)
Biological process (GO): nucleotide-excision repair, DNA gap filling; DNA replication; DNA strand elongation involved in DNA replication
Cellular component (GO): nucleus; delta DNA polymerase complex
Molecular function (GO): DNA-directed DNA polymerase activity
Source: RefSeq, a predicted model, not a curated record